Molecule: messenger RNA, 1440 nt
Organism: Recurvomyces mirabilis
Lineage: Eukaryota; Fungi; Ascomycota; Dothideomycetes; Mycosphaerellales; Teratosphaeriaceae
Exons: 1
Coding region: 1-1440 (479 amino acids)
Biological process (GO): transcription open complex formation at RNA polymerase II promoter; transcription initiation at RNA polymerase II promoter
Cellular component (GO): transcription factor TFIIE complex
Source: RefSeq, a predicted model, not a curated record
AUGGCCAACCUUGCAACAGACCUCCUUCGCACCGUGACUCGCGCCUUCUACCCAACCGAUCACACCCUCGUCAUCGAAGCCCUCAUCAUCCACUCCACCCUCCCGGACAACGACCUGGCACACGUCCUGGGCAUGCAAGCAAAAGCAGUGCGGAAGCUCUGCGGCCGCCUGAAAGAAGACGGUCUCCUCUCAGUCCAGACACGCCAGGAGAAGCGCACCGACGGCACCGGCUCCUUCUACCCCAGCUCCCAGCCCGGCAUGCAAGGGAAGGAGAGGCUGACGAAUAAAGAAUGGUAUUACUUGAACUACCACCGAGCCAUCGACAGUAUCAAGUACCGGAUGCACAAGCUCAACAAGCACUUCUCAAGUCUCGGACUUCCGGCCACUGAGAAGAAAGAUCUGAGUUGUCCGCAGUGCAAAUCGCAGUGGACGGAACUGGAAGUAGUAGACCGUGUCGACUUCUCCACCGGCCAAUUCCUCUGCGCCCGCUGCGGCCACCCCCUCGACCCCGUCGAAGAAGACGAACGCGCCAACGAAAACGAAAGCGUCAAACGCCUAAACUCGCAACUCGAAAAAGUCCUCCGCCUCAUGCAACAAAUCGACUCGACCUCCGUCCCCGAAAACGACUUCGACGCCGCCCUCGCUCGCCAAAAACCCGUCGUCCGCACUGACGUCAACCCCGCCCAACGGAUCGAGACUGUAGAUCUGCCGAACAAAAAUCUCCUCAGCUCAAAGGGCCUGGCGAUCAAGCCGGAGAAAAUCGCCGUUUCCCUGCACAACGACGAAGAUGUCAAGAAAGCCAGUGCUGAAGCCGAGGCGCGGGAACGGCGGGAGAAGGAAGCAAGGCAGAAUGCUUUACCGGAAUGGAUUGCCAAGUCGACGGUGGGACCUGGUGGGCUGACGACGGUGGGUGCGAAGGAGGAGAGGGAGAGGAGGGAGAGGGAGGUGAAUGGGGGUGCGGCGGUGAAAGCGGAGGAGGAGGGGGAGAGGAAGGCGGGAAGGAGCGGCGAUGUGGAUUUAGACGCUUACUAUGCUGAGUUGGCCGAGGCGCAGAAGGCGGAAGCUGCUCAGCGGGCGGCGGAGGAGGAGGAAGAUGAAGAGGAGGAUGAGGAUGAUUUUGAAGAUGUUGAUGUGGGUGCUAGUGGGAUGAUCGGCUCCGCUGCGCCUGCAAACGGCACUGUGGUUCCGGCUGCGGGUGUUCCGCCUGCUAGUACGGGUGUGAGCACGCCUGCUAUCGAAAGCAGCAACGCGACAGAUGACGAGCGAGACGCGAAAAGGCAGAGGACGGAGAAGUCGCCUCCAGCUGCUGCUCUGCUUCCGAACGGGACAGCCAAGACUGUGGCAGCCGGAAAUGUGCUUUCGCAGGAGAAUGCGCCUGAAGGCACACCAGCGGCUUCUGAUGAAGACGAGGACGACGGUCUGGAGUUCGAGAAUGUUUGA